Messenger RNA from Jaculus jaculus (lesser Egyptian jerboa), 1658 nucleotides. RefSeq names its product ring finger protein 135 (gene Rnf135). The record is from RefSeq and is a predicted model, not a curated record. The transcript is spliced from 5 exons. Gene Ontology annotation, molecular function: ribonucleoprotein complex binding; ubiquitin-protein transferase activity; protein binding. Gene Ontology annotation, cellular component: cytoplasm. NCBI's taxonomy places the organism in Eukaryota, Metazoa, Chordata, Mammalia, Rodentia, Dipodidae. Gene Ontology annotation, biological process: regulation of innate immune response. Bases 4 to 1263 code for a protein of 419 amino acids.
GGCAUGGCGGGCGCGGGAUGCAACCCGGCCAUCCCGGUGUGGCUGAACGAGGAGGACUUGAACUGCAUCAUCUGUCACGGGCUCCUGGACUGGCCCGCCACGCUGCCCUGCGGCCACAACUUCUGCCGCGGCUGCCUGAGGCACCUGCGCGCCGCCGGCCACGGCUGGGCCUGCCCGACCUGCCGUGAGGACUGGCCGCGGCCGCCGCCGCUGAGGAAGAACACGCAGCUGCAGGCGCUCGUGGACAAGUACGCAUGCGCGGCGCGGGAGCUGGACGCCGGCCCCGAGCCCGCGCCGGGCCACGCGCACGCACACGCGCAUGCGCACCAGCCGCCGCCGGCGGCAGUACCAAAGAGCACCAUGGAAGCCAUCCAGGGGCUGACAGGACUGGUGGAACAGCUUGUGGACACGGUCAAGAGACUUCAGAGGCAGAGAUGCAGCUUGGAACCUGGACUGGACAAUGAAUUGGGCAUCCUGGGCAAGGCUGCUGCUUCUGUGGACAAUACUUCUUUGGUUUCUCCAAAGCUAACAACUUCCAACACAUCUGAGGAGAAAAUGAUAAAUAUUCUUCAUAAUCUAGAAGAAAUUCAGGAAAAAUUGCAAGGGUACAACACAUGGAAAGUGGCUUCUGAGGAGCAAACCCUGGUGGAUCACCUCAAAGCUCUGCCUUCCUCAUCACACUUGCCAGACCAGAGAUGCCCUGCACCCAACAGAGCCUCUCAGUUUGCCCCAUGGGCCAUCAAUCCAACCUUUGACUUGAAGAGCCUCUCCUGUAGUCUGGAGGUGUCCAAGGAUUGCCAGAGGGUGACCGUGUCUCCCCGCCCACAGCCCUAUCCCUGGAGUUGUGAGAGGUUUUCAGUCAGCCAGGUCUUAUGUUCCCAGGCCUUCUCUUCUGGAAGGCAGUACUGGGAAGUGGACACUAGGUGUUGCAACUGCUGGGCUGUUGGCGUGGCUUCCUGGAGCAUGAACCGAGACAAGAUGCUGGGAAGGACUACGGACUCCUGGUGUAUAGAGUGGAGGGGGACUGGCCAGUUCUCUGCAUGGGCCAUGGGCAAGAAAACUGACCUUGAUUCCAGUAAACCUGGGAUUGUGGGCGUCUUGCUGGACCUUGAAUUUGGGAAGCUUGUCUUCUACUCAGUGGCCAAUCAAGAGAGGCUCCUGUAUGAGUGUGAGAUCUCUGCUUCCUCUCCUGUGCACCCUGCCUUUUGGCUAUAUGGCUUAAAUCCUGGAAACUCCCUGGUCAUAGGGCGAAUAAAGGCAUAAAGGUCUCCCAGUGGCUGGAACAGUGGGUUCCUGGUUUCUGUCUUGGGUGGUGACACCACCCUACUUAUGGAAGUUGGACAUGGUAGCAACAUUCUUGUAACCCCAGCAGUUGGGAGGUGGAAGCAGGAGAGUAAUUGCAAGUUUGAGGCAUGUGUGGCCUACCUAGUGAGUUCAAGUGUAGCUUGGGCUAUGUGGUGAGACUGUAUCUCAAAAAAAAAAAAAAAAAAAAGCCACUUUUGAAGUUAAUUCUUUUAUGCAGUGCAGGAUUAACUAAACAGGCUUGAUUUCUUUGAACCCUUCAUGUGUCAAAGAAAAGACUGGCCUUUCCCUGGCUCCUGGGAGAUGACCUCUAGGCCUUUGAUAUAGCCUAUCUAAUAAAAGUGACUUGGAAGCCA